This is a messenger RNA of Kwoniella shivajii, 480 nucleotides long. RefSeq lists its product as uncharacterized. Lineage: Eukaryota; Fungi; Basidiomycota; Tremellomycetes; Tremellales; Cryptococcaceae. Bases 1 to 480 code for a protein of 159 amino acids. The transcript has 3 exons. The record is from RefSeq and is a predicted model, not a curated record.
AUGUCUAACCCCGAAGGAUAUGAACCUCGUUCAGGAUCUGCCAGUGAUGAUGGUAGAAAUGAUGGAAUAGAGUUGACUGCCUUAAAUGGCGCUAGAGGAAACCUAUCACCAAAAGGAGUGGGCAUUCUGACGUGCUCAGCUGCGGCUCUUACCAUCACAAGCUUGGUAGCAUCUGAAUAUUUAACUAGAAGAGCUUACGACGAGCUUGAUCGAAAUACGGAGAUCUGUGAUGACCGAUUACGAACUAAACAUGACGAAAUCAACAGCUUAGAAGCUUAUAGUCGAUAUGAAAGAUCCAAAUACGAUGUUCUACUCUCAAAAGUACACACAGCCUUGUCCAAUGAUACCGAUCAAGCGGCGACUAUAGCUGAAAUCAACCGAAUCAUAGCAGAGUUUGAGGGAGAAGCUAUCUAUGUACCUUCUACUCGAUCCAAUGUUGGAGAAGGAGAUUCUAUAGUUGCUGAAGACAAAGGAUCGUAA